UUCGGGAGGGGCAAAGCGAUACCAUUAACACCUGAUUCAUCGAAUGCUGACCUACCCGGUGAAAUAUCGAACACAGGCAAAAUUGUCGUGAAAAAACGUAUUGCAAAAAUUGAAAAAACCGAUAGUAUACAAGUAUAUGACAAAGAAAGUAAUCGCAUGGUAAAUGGAAAAAUGAUGCAGCGCAAAAAGAAAGGUCGCUUGUACAGUUUAGGUGGUAAUGAGCCACCAAAACGUGCAGCACGAGGACGAUUGGAUCGUCUUAAAACGGUUGGCACAUUUGAUUUGGGCAAUGAGAUGGUGUUAAAUGAGGUGGCACAACAUUUGAACGAACAUAUCAAUUGUGAUGCAAUUGAUGAAAAUGGCGCUACACCAGAACGAAUCCAAGCACGAAGAAUGAGUGCAAAUGCUUUAUUGGCGAGUGGAGCAGUUGGUUUAGGUACUACAACUGAAUCACCCAUACCAUUCUCGGCCGAACAUAGAUUGAGCUAUACACCGGGUCCAUGUCGACGUGAAAUUCAAAAGGGUGGUCUGGCAAAAAGAAUGGCCAGCCGCGAUUCAAAGCAUCCAAGUGGUUCGGCUACACCGUCGCCAAGUACACGAAGACUUCAUACGGCAACACCGAAUAAUCAACCAAAUGUGCCAACCCAACAUUCGGCCGACGAUUGCUUUGAAAAAACGAAACCAUUUAUCGAUCACCGAAAAUCACGAAGCUCAAGUACAAGCACAAUUUUAUGUCGGGUCGAUGGCGAUCCAAAAUAUUUUCAAUCAGGUGCUGUAUACAAGUCAAAAUCACCAAUAAAACAUUUACCAGCAACAAAUUUUAUUAAAAAAAGCGAUUACAAAACCCGACCGAUGACCAAAAAUGUGGAGAGUAAUAUUGAUAAAACGCCAACACAAAGUGUUGACAUUGAGUCAACAUCAACAACGGCGACCGUUAUGAGAAAAGACGACAAUGGAAUUGUUCAUGAAACGGAAACCGUUGAGAUGAAAGAGAGUGGACAGGAGAAGAAUGAAAAUUUUUUGGAAAAAGGUGAAUCAGUUGAAACAGCUGCAUCAGAUAAAACUCAAACAUCUGCCGACGAUUCCAUCACUCAAGAGGAAAUAAUGAACGAAGAAUGUGCGUACAAGCCACGUAAACCAGUGUUAAGAAAAUCCAAGCGAAUUGUUCGAACCGAUUCGGAACUAUUUGACGAGGCUCAUUUUGGUACAAGUGAAGAGGGUGGUGUGCAACAAACAACAACACGCGUUCAAAUUCACAAUGAACCAUUGGUCUAUGAUGAGCCACAAUCAAGUCAACCGCUAAAUGUCCACCAUGAUGAUCGAAUGCGAAAAGAAAAUGUUCAAAAAGUCGAUGUACAAAAGGAGUCAAACGAUUUGAGUGAAACAUCAAUGGUACGUGAUCCAUUGAAAUCGACAACAACGAACAGUUCACGUAACAUAUCGGUCGAUGAGGCGGACACCGUGUUCUCCGAUUCGACAAACGACCUCGAGAAAAUGGAACGAGACUAUCGUGAAUUGGCCAGAUCAAAUUUGCAACGUGAAUACAAAAGUGAUGGUGACACAUUGGAUGAAGUGGGUAAAAAGCGAAACGAUUUUCAAAAUUGGAAAAACCAAAGCUUUGAAACAAACUUUGAAAGCUAUGGCCAACAAUCAUCGAUAGGUGGAAUUAGUCAAAGCGCUGAUUACAUGGAAGAUCCGGAUAAAAUUGAAGUGCUGGAACGACGGGAAAGUUUUGGUGCUGUAUUGAGUAUUAGCGAAGAUUUACCAAAUGCUGACAUUGAUGGUGAAGUGAUGCCAAAUGCCAAUUUAUCAGGCAUUUGUAGCCCAGCCAGUCAUGUGACCUGCAGCACAACAAACAGUAGCGACACAAGCUGCGCAAAACGUAUUAAGGAAAUUGCGAAUUUCUUUGCGCCUAUCGGUACCAAUUACUCCAAAGACAAUCUAUCACAACGUGAAAGUGAUGGAAGUACAUUAACCAGCCCAUUGAAAAUGGUAAAUAGUUCAAUGCAUCCAGUGUCACCAUGUCAACGGCCAACAAAAUUAGAUAUUCUUCAGACUGAAACACAAACAACGACCGCUAAUACAUCGACUACGGCUGCGGUGAUGGCGACGGUGACGGCGACAGCGGAAACAGCAGCAAGAGAGGGCACUUUCCUCAGCUUGUUUGAAAAACGUUUUGGUAAAUUGAAAAGAAUCAACAAACUAUUAAAAUCAAAACGCUUUAGUACAUCGGCAUUGUACGACAAGCCAAAGGAGCCAAUUAAAGCAACAUCCAUAGACAAUCCAACGCCGUCAACAUCUCAAGCACCGUCGACAUCAUUGGCUGCGGUUACCGUGACAGCGCAAGCUCAAGAAAAAGUCGAAUCCGCAUCAAAACUAUUUCGUUCACGUUUUAGCCCCGGUAAAUCGAGCACUUCGGAUUCAAAAAGCAGCGUCUACUCGUCAAAAUUGUCAUUAUUCAGUCAAAUUGCAAAUAAAAGUUCAAUAUUUCAUAAAAAAUCACCAAUGUUUUCAAAUUCAUCGCGUUCGAAUAACGAAUUAAAUAUACGCACAAAUAGUAAAACACGACUUAACGAAUUUUCGAAAUCAAAUUCUGAAAUUAAUAGAUAUAAAACGAGUCCGAUGCGAUUUAGUAUGAAACGUUCAAUGAAAGAGAAAAAACCGAACAGUUCAACAUGUGUGUAUACCGAACCAUGCCAUUCACCAUUAUCGGAAGAAUUUUAUAAUAAAACCGGAAGCGUUCGACUCAGUGCCGUUGAACUAUAUGAAAAAUUUUUGUCCGCAGAUUUUGUCGGUUUAUACAAGCAAGAGCCAUUGACCACAGACGAUUUGAAUGGAACAUAUGAUAGUCAUUAUGAUUAUCGUAAACGAUAUCAACGUAGUAAAAAUGCUCGUUUACUUAAACAGAAAAGCGAACCAAAAUUCACAUUCAGAGGCGAUCCAGCCGAUUAUGAUCCAAGAGAAGAGGAUGAAGAUUAUUAUGAAGAGGAAUAUUCGGGUGAUUUUUCCGAUGGAUAUGAAGGCGAAGAAUGCGAAUAUGAAGAUGAAUACGAAAUGGAAGACAUGGAAGAAAUGGAUGAAAUGGAGGAAAUGGAUAUGGAAGAAGAGAGGGAUGAUGACCAGAGAGCAUAUCAGUCGGAUAGAGAAAGUGAUGUUGAUGAAAUAUUUUUAAUGCCUGAAGGUGGAAAAUGCGGUGACUAUGAAUAUGAACAGUAUGGAUUUGAGAAUAAACAUUUUUCAUUGGAGCAUUCAAUGGUUGGUCAUCUAUCGGUGGCCGAACAUGAUUUAAGUGUUAUCGAUGAAAUUCCAUAUUUGGAUGAUGUAGUGCAGCCAGAAUUUGCAUACGUGACCGAACAAACGCAUGAAUGUGAUGAAGUUUUAACCAUUUAUAAAAUAUGUUCGGCCGACGAUUUAUUAACGGUUAAGGAGGAACCAACCGAAGAAGAAGAAGAAGAAACAAUUCAACCAUUAUCACAAUGUCUGUCGACAUCUGAUCACACGGAACCCGGUUGCAGUUCCGUUGAGCAUGCAUUAAAUGAAUACAUAAAGAAUGCACCAUCUGACAUAUCUAUAAAUAUUGAAUCGAGCGAUCUUAAAACUGACAUAUGUACCGUUAUUGAACGUGCCGAUUCGAUGGAAUCGUUGCGAUUGAGCGGUUCAAGUGGAACAAUUCAAUCGGGCAGCACUGUAACGGGCUAUGAUUUUGAUACGGUAAAAAAUCUUAAUCUGGACAGUUGCAGCACAUCAAAGCUGAGCCUAUCGCUGAAAAGUGAAGGUUUCGAUGAGUUUACACUUACACCCGAUGAACCGAAAAGGGUGCGAAAUUGUGAUGUUGAAGAUUUUACACUAACACCAGAAGCAUCAUGCAAUGAAAUUGUACCUGCGGUAAUUGCGUCGUCGAUAACGGAUGAAGGUGAUGGUGUUGAACAUGAAAAUGCUAAUAUUGGUGUAACGAUGACUGAAGAAAAGCCAGAAAGUGAUUUACAUCAAAUUGAAACACAACGAUCCGAUCGGGAAUUGGACGGCGAAACACCACAAUCGGAAAUUGUUCCAUCGGAAUUAAAUGCCAAAACUGAUGACGAAUCAAUUUCAAGCAAUGAAGUUGUGAUGAUUGUUGACAAAUUUUUGGCCGGUGAACGAUUGCUACAACAAAAUUUAAGCAUAAUACCAAUUGAUCCGAAAACAUUUACGAGCCCAAUAAUAUCGCCAAUCGAUUCCGAUGAUGCAUCGUCAACAAAUGCACUGAUUGAAAAGCAAAAAUCGAUUCUAUUCAAUUUACAGAGCAGCAGUAGCAAAUCAACUUUAGACGAUGCUGUUGAUUUGGAGAAAAUCAAUUUCGACGAAGAUUACGAUACGGAUGCAAAAGAAAAAGAAGAAAUAUCAACAUUUACAACUGAAUUGACGAAAGAAUUUGAUUUGUUAUUCACUCGAGCCGAAAAUGAAGCUUUACAGAAGCAGCAGCAGCAGCAGCAGUUGCAUCAACAAUCAUCGUCAUCGAUAAGCGGCGGUGGUGGUGGUGGCAGCAACAUUGUAACACCAAAAUAUGACACACAUUUUAGGAAAAUGGAUAUCAAAACACAAAUAACGCCCACAAAUUUACCAAUGACAUCAUCGACAACAAAAGGCAGUCAAAUGAUUGGCGAAUCGGAUUCAUCUUCAACACCAAAGUCACAUACACCGGCACCAACACGUUUACCAACCAGAUAUUCUAUGCAAAAACUUGAACCGUAUUUUUUUUCCGACGAUGUCACCGGCACCAAUGACCAAAAUGUUGCAAAAACAGUGAAUCCAACUAAAAAUACGGACACAUCAUCAACUGCACCAAAUGCAAAUGUUAAUACAUCGGCUGCAGUCGAUUCGAAAAGUGAUAACUGCAAAGUACUUGAUACGCAUGACAAUUCGUCAUUUUUACAGAAGAAAAUUCUAUCCAAAUUAAAAAAGAAUAAAAGUCAGUCGUUAGGCAAUUUGAAUAAGAAAAGUCGCUGUUUUCCAUUGUAACAACGGCAUUUACAUUUCAGUUGAGUUGAUUUAUUAUUCUUAUUUAUUUAUCAUUCGGUUAAUUAUAGUUAAAACUGUGUGAUUACUUUUAUUAGUUUUAUCAAUUUGUGCGUAAAGCGUUGUCGCAUUUUCAAAUAAAAUGACAAACCGUCUACGCCCCCCCGUACAUAAAUUAAGUGUCAAUUUUUGCA
Messenger RNA from Contarinia nasturtii (swede midge), 5189 nucleotides. RefSeq lists its product as uncharacterized. Bases 157 to 4998 code for a protein of 1613 amino acids. The transcript is spliced from 3 exons. The record is from RefSeq and is a predicted model, not a curated record. Lineage: Eukaryota; Metazoa; Arthropoda; Insecta; Diptera; Cecidomyiidae.